This is a messenger RNA of Zerene cesonia (dogface butterfly), 1977 nucleotides long. RefSeq names its product serine hydrolase-like protein 2. The transcript is spliced from 7 exons. NCBI's taxonomy places the organism in Eukaryota, Metazoa, Arthropoda, Insecta, Lepidoptera, Pieridae. Bases 218 to 1141 code for a protein of 307 amino acids. The record is from RefSeq and is a predicted model, not a curated record.
AGGUUUAUGCAGUUAAAGCUAAAUAUAAAAUUAUUUAAAAUUUUGAUUAUUCCUUAGAAUAUUUGGAUAUUUUUAGGUAAUACAAUCGUAUAAGUUCGAAGUUCGUUAUAUUUUAUCAUAUAGUUGGAAUUAUUAGUGUAAUAAAGUGUUUCAAUUAGGUAUUGCAUUGGUAUUGAUCGAUUGGGAAGGAUAUUAUAUUGGGCGUCUCCAGUAAGCGAUGGCGUUCAUAGAAAAGGAAUGGUUUAUUGAGGCUCCAUGGGGCAAGAUUUGCAUCGUGGCGUGGGGUAACUGUCUGGACCCGCCAGUUCUCGUGUGCCACGGCAUCAUAGAUUCGGCGGCGUCCUUCAGGCCUCUGGUGAAGUUGCUGCCUAAGAACUUUUAUUACAUAGCCGUGGAACUCCCCGGCAACGGUAGAUCCGACGCGUUCCCGCGCGGUGUCGUGCUGUCGUCGCACGACUUCGUGUACGCGCUGCACGUGGUCGUCCGCCAUUUUAGGUGGGACAACUUCGCGCUGCUGACGCACUCGUUCGGCGCCGCUAUUGGGAGAUUCUACAAUCUCUGCUAUCCGGGUAAAGUCACUAAGGUGAUAGACAUCGAACCCAUCGCCCGGAAAAUUCCCGUUCCACCCGAAGAGUUUAAGAAAUGGUUCAAGGCGAACUACGUGGAUUAUUUUGAAAACUACGAGUACUACAAUAUGACAAAGCAGCAGAUGAAGAAAUUCCCCAAAGAGGAGGCGAUUAAAAAGUUGAUGAAAAGUCGUUCGCUAACUAGACAGUGCGCUGAAGCUACCCUCGAGAGGAUGACAGAACCGGCUGGGAAUGGAUAUCUUAGAUAUACCUACGACCAGCGCAUGAAGCUCGUCUCCAGCCCGCCGCUGAGCCCGGAGCACAUAAAAAAGCUGUACACUAGCAUCACCACCCCGACUCUGUCCAUAAUGGCCAAAGACACGGUCGGCAAGGGAGGCUACAAGCAAAUGCCCUUCAUGCUGGACGAGAUGGCUUACCCCAACGGUAACUACAGGGUGAGAUACGUGAAGGGUGGCCACGAUGUGCAUUUCAAUGACCCUGGGGUGGUCGCGCCCUUUGUCACCCAGUUCUUGCUUUAUGGUCUGGAGGGGUUGGGGGGGAAGGCUAAGCUGUAAAGUGCUGCCUAAUUCGAUCUAGAAAUGGGUAUUUACCCCGUCUUUACCCCCUCCCUAUUUACAAUUCUGUUAUAGUCCCCGUUCAUUCGAAUUGCACUAUUCUACGGUUGUAUAAUUUCUUCUAUGUUAAACCAAUUUGUAAUAAGGAUGUAUAAGUUCACUGUCUAUUUUGUAAAAUUGUCAUCCCCCCUUAAAUCCUCGAUUUUUUUGUCCAAUUAACACGGGUACUUAUAAACUGAUGUCUAUUAUAUGAAGUUAUAUGUGGUAUUGUGUAUGUUCCAUUUUUAAUUAUAUCAAUGUGUAGAUGUAAUAGAAAUGUCUUGCCAAGGAUAUAAUUUUCUGUCGUAAUUUAAGAGCAGAAGUAGGAACCAUAGUCAACUAACUUAAAAAUUUUCGGUAAGCAUUUUUGGAUGAAAUAAACUGUGCUUAGUUGGGUUUAGAUUAUUUAUUUGCAAUAUGGUUCCGCUAUCUUUAACUUAAACUUAUAUAAGAGGCAUUUAUUGGACUUUAGCAUAUAGAAGUAUGUAUGUCUAUUCUGUUUAUUAUAUACAGGAUGGGUUUUUUUUUUGGGUCAGUUUGUAAAAAUUAAUUAUUAAGUUAGAAUUAUUCAUAUAUUUGUUUUAAUAUUUGAAGAUAAUUUUGGCAAACUGACAAAUAAAUAUCAGAAAGAAUAAAGACAAGAAAGCAGGUUACAGUAAAAACCCAUACUGUAUAUUCUUUAUAAAUUUAUUUGUUGAAUGGUCAGCAGAUUUGUAAAAUGUCGAAAUAAAUAAAUGAUAAAUAUUAUCAACCUUAUAUAACAAAAAACAUACGUAAGUGUCACAACUCCAACUCGU